Molecule: messenger RNA, 1305 nt
Organism: Panthera uncia (snow leopard)
Lineage: Eukaryota; Metazoa; Chordata; Mammalia; Carnivora; Felidae
Gene: GPR150
Product: G protein-coupled receptor 150
Exons: 1
Coding region: 1-1305 (434 amino acids)
Biological process (GO): G protein-coupled receptor signaling pathway
Cellular component (GO): membrane
Molecular function (GO): peptide binding; G protein-coupled receptor activity
Source: RefSeq, a predicted model, not a curated record
AUGGAGGAUCCCUUCAGCCCCUCAACUUUCUCGCUGGCGCCCAACGUCUCCGUACCCGUCUCUCCCGGCUGGGGUCUCAACUUCACUUCGGAACAGGGAGCCCCGGCCCCGGGGCCGCCGCCGCCGCCUCCGCCGCCUCCCGGACCGCCCGGCCGCCGCGUCCGCCUGGUCUUCCUGGGGGUCAUCUUGGUGGUGGCGGUGGCCGGCAACAGCACUGUGCUGUGUCGCCUGUGCGGGGGUGCCGGGCCGUGGGCCGGCCCCAAGCGUCGCAAGAUGGACUUCCUGCUCGUGCAGCUGGCCCUCGCUGACCUGUACGCGUGCGGAGGCACCGCGCUGUCGCAGCUGGCCUGGGAGCUGCUGGGCGAGCCGCGCCGGGCGGCGGGAGACCUGUCGUGCCGCUUCGUGCAGCUGCUGCAGGCGUCCGGCCGAGGCGCUUCGGCCCACCUCGUGGUACUCAUUGCCCUCGAACGCCAGCGCACCGUGCGCCGGCCGCAGGGCCCGCCGCUGCCAGCGCGCGCCCUCGCCGCCCUGGGCUGGCUGCUGGCGCUGCUGCUGGCGCUGCCCCCGGCCUUCGUGGUGCGCGGGGGCGCCCCCUCGCCGCCACCCGCCGCGCCCUCGGCCCCCCGCGCUUGGCCCGGGGAGCGUCGCUGCCGUGACAUCUUCGCGCCUCUGCCGCGCUGGCACCUGCAGGUCUAUGCGCUUUACGAGGCCGUCGCGGGCUUCGUGGCGCCGGUCGCGGUCAUGGGCGUAGCUUGCAGUCGCCUGCUCUGCGCCUGGUGGCAGCGCCCGCCCCAGGCCCCGCCGCCUUCAGCGCCCUGGUGGGCGAGUCCCGGCCGAGCCCCUGCGCCCAGCGCGCUGCCACGCGCUAAGGUACAGAGUCUGAAGAUGAGCCUGGCGCUGGCGCUGCUGUUCGUGAGCUGCGAGCUUCCCUACUUCGCUGCCCGGCUGGCGGCCGUGUGGUCGUCGGGACAGGUGGGAGACUGGGAGGCCGAGGAAGUGGCGGCCGCGCUGCACCUCGUGGGAGUGGCCAACAGCGCUCUCGAUCCCUUCGUUUACCUCUUCUUCCAGGCAGGCGACUGCCGGCUCCUGCGGAGGCUGCGGAGGCGCCUGGGCGCAGUCUGCUGUUCGUGGGAGGGAACAGCGGAGGACGAUGAGGGGACGGGGGGCCACCAAGCGCUUCACCGCCACCGCUGGCCCCACCCCCAUUAUCACCACGCUAGACGCGAGCAGCCAGUAGAGGGCUGCUGGCGCCCACCUCCGCCUCGCCCCCGGCCGCUGCCCUGCUCCUGCGAAAGCGCUUUCUAG